This is a messenger RNA of Indicator indicator, 2150 nucleotides long. It is a transcript of the gene CASP10, whose product is annotated as caspase 10. The coding region runs from base 66 to 1616 and encodes 516 amino acids. The transcript is spliced from 10 exons. NCBI's taxonomy places the organism in Eukaryota, Metazoa, Chordata, Aves, Piciformes, Indicatoridae. Gene Ontology annotation, biological process: proteolysis; negative regulation of extrinsic apoptotic signaling pathway via death domain receptors. The record is from RefSeq and is a predicted model, not a curated record. Gene Ontology annotation, molecular function: protein binding.
GCAGCCGGGAAACCGCGCGGGGUCGGAUUCAUGUGGGAGACAGAGAGACUGUUGGUUCCAGCAAUAUGGAGGAGGACGUUAGCUUGAAGUUCCGUCAGCAGCUUCUGCUCAUUGACCAAAAUCUUGUGGCUGAAGAUGUAGCAGCUUUAAAAUUUUUCUGUACUGACUUGCUCCCCUCCAGAAAGCUAGAAAGUGUAAAGUCAGCUGUGGACAUCUUUCAGCUUCUCAUGGCUGAAGAAUAUCUGAAUGAGGAAGAUACUUUCCUACUAGCUGAACUCUUAUACAGAAUUAAAUGUCACUCAUUGCUCAAGAAACUUGGCUAUACCAAGGAGAAAGUAGAAGAAUGUCUGCAUGAGAAAGGGAGGGUGUCUCCAUACAGGCAGAUGCUGUAUGAAUUGUCAGAGAACAUUACCAAUGAGAUGUUGAAGGAAAUCAUAUUCCUGAUGCAAAGCCAUCUUCCAAAGCGAAGGAUAACUCUUUCUGCUCUGGAUAUGCUGAUUUUACUGGAAAAACAAGGUCUUGUGUCUGACAACAAUGUACAGAUGCUGGAGGACGUUUGUAUGGAAGUUUCACCCGAUCUGGUGAAAACAGUAAACUGCUACAGGACAAAAGUGUCUCUGCCUCAGCAGGAGAACAGUUUUCCCGUUAAGGAAUCUUCGCUGUCUCACAGUGGAGACAUCAGAGUGUGUGCUUCCCCACUGGAGACCUCAAUCACAUCUGUCAGUUCUUGUAUCAAUGAUAACAAAGCAGCUAAUCUUACACAAGGCUUCUCUGGAAUGAAGCUGGAGCUGCCUGGAGGAUUCAGCAAUGUAGAAAAUGAAUCUAAGAAGAUGACAACCUACAAGAUGGAUGGGCCACACAGAGGAUUUUGUCUUGUUAUUAAUAAUGUCAACUUUGAUAGGUCUCUUCAGGAGAGGAAGGGUUCUUGUAAAGAUGCUGAGGAAUUGAAGCGAGUAUUUACAUGGCUUGGUCUGGAUGUGAGAACUUACAAAGAUCAAACAUCUCAGCAGAUUAUGAAUCUCAUGCAAACUUGGCAGCACUUCCCAGAUCAUAAAGACAGAGACUGUUUUAUAUGUUGUAUUCUGUCUCAUGGAGAAUCAGGAGCCGUUUAUGGGAAAGAUGAGGAACUUGUAUCGAUCCGCACAAUCAUGUCCCACUUCACUGCCAAACAAUGUCCACAACUGGCUGAAAAACCUAAGCUCUUCUUUAUCCAAGCUUGCCAAGGUAAAGCCAUACAGUGUCCAGUCUAUGUUGAACCUGAUGCACGAGUUCCUGGCUUGUCUUCCAUGCAGCACAGCAUUUCUCCUUCCGAAAGUAUUCCUGAAGAGGCUGAUUUCCUCCUAGGCAUGGCCACUAUUGAUGGAUAUGUCUCCUUCCGGCACGUUCAACAGGGUACUUGGUAUGUUCAGGCCCUGUGCAGCAAGCUACAGUUAUUAGUACCAAGGGGUGAAGAUAUUUUGUCAAUUCUUACAGAAGUUAAUGAAGAUGUGGGCAGACGUGUUGAUCGCUUGGGGACAAAAAAGCAGAUGCCCCAACCAGCAUAUACCUUAAGAAGAAAGUUCAUAUUCCCAAUACCUAAAGACCCUCCUCCUUCACAGCAACAUGGAGGCUUUUAAAAGUACAUCCUUUUAUCAGCAUAUCUCAUUUAAAUGCAAUUCACCACACUACCUGCUUUAAGGCAGUUACCCAGCAUCCUGAAGAACUGUUAUCCUCAAGGCAAGGCCUCAUGAAUUUUAUGCCAAAUAAACUGGAGGAGACACAAUGAAAACAAUCCAUGUGCCACCUAUUUACAUGUGAACUGUGAUUUCAACAUCACUUCUGGGAAGAAAAAUUAGGGUAGAGGAUUUGCAUCCUAUGAGAUAUGGCAUUCAGCAAUAUGUAUGUAUAGGUUUAUCAGAUUGAUUAACUUCGUUAAGCAUUAAAUUUUCUCAUUUUCAUUUCUUGUUUUAAGAUCUAAAACGCAGGCAUAUAAGAAAGAGGUCUCCUUGCUUUGAGCUUCUAACAGAGCAUUUUGUGAGUUAACUGAAAUAACAUCAUGUUUUCUUACGAGCUUUUGCUGUGUAUGUCUGUGUCCUUCCUGUUUGUUACUGCAUUAAAUUCAUACUACUUUUAAAGAGCUUGAUGAGAAAAAAAUUAUGUGUUGGUGUUUU